Messenger RNA from Camellia sinensis, 6991 nucleotides. NCBI's taxonomy places the organism in Eukaryota, Viridiplantae, Streptophyta, Magnoliopsida, Ericales, Theaceae. The record is from RefSeq and is a predicted model, not a curated record.
UAAAACCCCCGCCAUCAUUUGAAGUCGGUUUUACGCGAACGCCCCCUCCUUUUACAACAAAACGCAGCCGUAUUUUCUUCCUUCCCUCUCAGCCUCCACUCUCCAUCGACAGUUCGAGAGGUUUAGGGUUUUAGCCAAAUCCCCAACACUUCUUCCUGCUCUCGUCACUCGCAAAACCCUAGUUCUCCUCAACCACUUGAGCUCCAACAAUGGCGACCUCCAUCGCCUCCCAAUUGCUGGCCAUCAAGUCUCUGAUAAAAACUGAUUCAGAGCCACAGAAGCGUCCCUUCACUCGUCCUUCAAUUCUCUUCGACUCCAAAGAAGCCGCCGACAUCGACCUCGAGACAAUCCUCAGUAUCUCUCUCUCAGGUUUGGAGGUUCUCAUUAGCAUGGAUGAGAGGUUUAGGGAUCACAAGAAUGACUUGUUUAGUCAUAAGAGUAGAGAGUUGGAUAGAGAAUUGGUGGGCAUUGAGGAAAAUAACCGAAUCAAUUCAUCUAUUAGUUCCUACUUGCGGUUACUAUCGGGAUUUUUUCAACUUCCUUCUGCAUUAAAGACGCUUGAGUACUUGAUACGUAGAUACAAGAUUCAUAUAUACAACACAGAGGACCUGAUUCUAUGUGCUUUGCCUUAUCAUGACACACAUAUUUUUGUUCGAAUUGUUCAAUUACUUGACACAGGAAAUAGUAAGUGGAAAUUUCUUGAUGGUGUUAAAGCAUCGGGUGCACCACUACCUAGGAAGGUUAUAGUUCAACAAUGCAUUUGUGAUAUGGGGGUUUUGGAGGUUUUAUGCAACUAUGCAUCACCUACAAAAAAGAUUCAACCUUCAAGACCCGUGAUUAGCUUCUGCACAGCAGUUGUUGUUGAGGUUUUGGGUUCUCUUACACCUCUUGACAGUGAUGUUGUUAAGAGAGUCCUUCCAUAUGUAGUCUCCGGAUUGCAGCCUGGUGCCAAAGGUGGUUCAGAUCACAAGGCUGGUGCUUUGAUGAUUGUGGGUUUACUAGCAAAUAGGGUAGCAUUGUCUCCUAAACUUGUCAAGAGCUUGAUUCGGUCAAUUGCUGAGAUAGCUCGAGAGGAUGCUAGAGAAUCUACUGAUUUGCAGUGGUUUCGUAUAUCGUUUAUGGCCCUAAUCAAUCUAGUUCAGUUGCAAUCUGUUGAAAUGUUCCCCAAGAAGGCUGUGGAUAUCCUAAAAGAAAUCAGGGAUCUUUCGGGGAUUCUUGCUGGAAUGACCAAGGAGUUCAAUAUCGAUAAAUUUUUGGCUGUUUUUUUGGAUUCUUUCCUUGAGUACAGCUCUUCUGAUGAACUGUGCCAUUUUACUUUAUUAGCAAUUAUAGAGACAGUUUCUGUAAAACACUUUGUUGAUCGUAUAGUGUCCAAGCUACUUUAUUCUUGCAUGAGGUUAUCGCAGAGGAAGAAUGAGUUGAUAUCAUCUGAAUCAGGAAGCUGGGCCAAGCAAAUUUUAGAUUCUAUCAAUAAGAGUUACCCUGCUGAAUUUCUUGGAGCAGUUCACAAAUUUCUGGAGGACGCUAAAGUGCAAUCCAAGAAUGAAGAUUCAAUAUAUGAGAUUCUGUGCAGGACAUUAGAUGGGAACCUGGAUUUGUCAGUUGAGGUCUCCGAUUCAAAAAUUUGGUUUGCGCUGGAACAUCCAAAGGCUGAGGUUCGGCGUUCUACACUUUCAGGGUUGAAUGCAUUUGGCAUUCUAAAGGAUGAGGCUAAUGGUUCAAAGAGAUUUGUAACUAUGCAAGAUGCAAUAUUGCGCCGGCUUCAUGAUGAUGAUCUUACAGUGGUUCAGGCAGCUUUAACUCUAAAUAGAUUGAAUGAUAUUGUAUGUCCUUCGGCUCUUCUUGAUGCACUUGAGAAUGUGCUUCAGAGAUGUGUUGACAUUUUAAUGUCCAGUGCUUCAGAUGACACAUCUCUAGCUGGUGAUGUUGCUGUUUUAUGUCUGGAAAGUGCUAUUUCAGACUUCCAAGAUAAGAAAGAAUUUGCUAAGCAACUUGCAACAAUGAUGUUUCCCUUACUGCUAAUCACACAGAAGACUCAGAGAUUAAAUUUAAAGGCUUUAGAAUCAGCAAAGAAAGUAAAGUGGCCUUUGUACCAGAAUAUCAUCAUUGCCUCCAGCCUAGAGAAGAGAUUAGAACAUGGACACAUAUCUUCUAUCAAUAUGGAUACUGUAAGAGGGAUGGCAGAAAUGUUUUCAAUGCACCCAGAUGAACAUGUGACUUGGGUAGUUGAAUGCUGCAAGUUUUCAGAGCUGUCAAAUACAUUUUUCCUCUUGGUUUUGUUGCAGUCAUUCAUGACCCCUAAUAUUGACAUUGGUCAAUUUAAUGCAUUGUAUGAUGCUUGCUAUCCAGUUCUGAAGACUGAGUGGAAUGUGUUAAAGUCUGUGGGAGAUGUAUCUGCAAAAGAGUCCAAUGCAGGAAUGCUGGAUGGGGACUGUAAAGGAUUUCUGGAUCAGCUGUUUGAGACCAACUUUAAGACUAAUUUUAGGCAACUGAAUGCUAAGAUACUAAUAUGUGUGUUUUGGAGGUUACUUGGGGGGUUUAUUUCAACAAUGCCUGCAGAUGUCUCAUUGGAUGAUAAUAGGAAGUGGGUAUGCACACUUCAGGAUCUAUUUGUCUUCUUUGCUGCAUGUCAGUCAAAUAAUGUUUUCCAGAAGCAUCUUCACUUCCUAGUUACCAAAUGCAAGAUCUCUCCUGUCCGAUUUUUGUCGAAGCUUUUCACUGAAGAAGGUUUUGAUCAUGGCAUCCUCUUUAAUUAUUUGUUUUGUUUUUUUUCUUUUGUGAGGUGGUAUGAGAGCUUACAUUUUCAACUUGUUGCUGAAUUUCCUUCACUUCUAGUUCCGCUGUCUAGUGAUAACCAGGAUGUACGGAUGGCUGCCAUGAACUGCAUUGAAGGGUUGUGCACACUAUGUGUUAAUUUCUCCAGAUGGAAAAAUGGGAACAGCACAAUCUGGAGUAAUUUUCUCGAGGAACUUCUGAGCUUGAUGGUUCAACAAAAGAGGCUGAUGCUAUCAGACAGAAAAGUUCUGCCUUCAUUUUUAACAUCUUUGCUUGGCUCUUCGUGCCAUAGCCUGUUAGUGCCUCAGACAAUUGGACAAAGAUUCAGUCAGUCUAUAAAGAAUGACAUACUGGUUUUCAUUCUAGGAUCCGCCCUAAAUCUUUCUGCAUAUGCAAAGCUAGUCAUUCUAUCAUUGCUCAAAGGAAUGGGAAGUGGAAUUAUGCGUGUUAAAGAUGUUGAGUCAUUGCUGUCUGAACUUUUAGAAAGACGCCAUCAGUAUCAUCUUGGGCAUGAAAAAGCACGUCGUAAAUUGUCUAAGAUUGAAGUUGAAAUCUUGUGUCUUCUAUUGGAGAGCUGUGCAAUGCCAACUUCUUCAUUUGGUGGAUGUGUUUUUGAAGAUCAUCUAUUGGGGGCUCUGCAGUUGGGCAGCAUGUCCUCUGAAGAUCCGGCAAUUGUACAGCCUUGUGUAACUGUGUUGAGGAAUCUCGGUACUUCUUUGUACAGUGGUUUGAAAACUGAGAAACAGGAACAACUUUUUCGAGACCUUGUCUUUCUAUUUCGGACCACUAAUGGUGAUAUACAAAAUGCCACUAGAGAGGCCUUGUUGCGUAUAAAUUUCACUUGCUCCACGGUCAUCCGGAUGCUUGAUUUUGUUUUAGAGCAGGAAGUUGGUAUGAUUGGUUUUGCACAAGGGAAGAAGAAAAAGAAACAAAUGACUCAUGUGUAUCACGGUUUCGAGAUUACGGGCAAAAAUGCACUUUCUUUCAUGAGCUCUCUCCUAGACAUUUUGCUACUGAAGAAAGAUUUAGAGAAUAGGACUUCCCUUGUAGGGCCCUUAUUUAAUCUCCUCCGCAAAAUGUUUAUGGAUGACUGGGUACAUGAUGAUGCUGACUUGGAUGGGAAAUGUAUGGAAGCUUCAUUGGACAUUUCUCAAACUAUUUCCAGUAUAACAUGUUACAUUCAACAGACGCUACUGUUGAUUCUGGAAGAUAUUAGUGCUUCACUUUUAAUGACCAUUCCUCUUGAGGAUGAUAUAAUUAAUAACUUUGACUUGAAACUGUUGGUUGAAUGUGCCCGUUCUGUAAAGGAUGGAACCACUCGCAACCAACUCUUCUCACUGUUGUCUACUAUUGCAAAGGUCACUCCAAACAAAGUUUUGGACCACAUAAUGGAUAUUUUUACCAUUAUUGGGGAAUCAACUGUCACUCAGUGGGACAGCCAUUCACAACGAGUGUUUGAAGACCUUGUGUCUGCGAUUGUUCCAUGUUGGUUAUCUAAGAGUGACAGCAUAGACACAUUGCUUCAGAUUUUUGUGAAUGUAUUGCCUGAAGUUGCUGAGCAUAGAAGGUUGUCAAUUAUCAUACAUCUUUUGAGGACUCUAGGAGAGAGUGGUAGCUUGGGUUCGCUACUGGUUCUCCUUUUCCAUUCGUUGGUUUCAAGGAAAAGAUUGUCUUGCUCUGAUAGUAGUCUACCCUCUUGGGAUCACUUAACUUCUCUUACUUGUAUGGAAUGGGAAUUGUUAUUUGCAAAGCAAAUAUUAGACCAAUAUUCAUGCACGAUAUGGCUUCCUUCCCUUGUUAAGCUGCUUCAGCAAAUAGACAUUGGUACUUGGGGUGAGGAACUGUUUAUGGAACUGCUAGUUGCUAUGCAGUUCAUUUCAGACAAACUGCAAGAUCCUGAAAUUGCAUUCAAGCUUGAUUCUGGUGAAGAAUCAGAUAACAUUCAGAGAACACUUGAAGAACUUAUGGAGCAGGUUGUUUCUCAUUUACAACUGGUCGACUCAAGAAGAAAGCAAUUAAGUUUUCCUGCUGUCAUCAGGAAAGAACUAAAGGAUCAUAUGCACAGUGUCCUGAAGAAUAUUACAAAGGGGCUCAUGCCCUCGUCAUACUUCCAAGGGAUGAUUAAGUUGCUGAGACAUGCAAACAGAAGUGUGAGGAGAAAAGCUCUCGGGCUUCUAUCUGAAACUGUGAGAGACUCUGGGACGAUGAAACCGAAGCAUGAGAGAAGGGGAUUGACUUCAAAGUCUACAAGUUCUUGGCUUCAUCUGGAUGGGAGUGCUGUGGAGUCAUUUAAGAAGAUGUGUUCAGAAAUUCUGACAUUAGUUGAUGACUCUGUUGAUGAUUCUAAUACUUCAUUGAAAGUGGCAGCAGUUUCAGCACUGGAAGUUUUGGCGUACAAGUUUUCUUCUAAUUAUUCUAUCUUCAACAUGUGCCUUGCAUCUGUGACGAAAAAUAUCCAGUCAAAUAACUUGGCUGUCUCUUCCUGUUGCCUUCGGACAACUGGGGCUUUGAUCAAUGUGCUUGGGCCAAGAGCCCUUCCUGAGCUUCCUUCUAUCAUGGAGAAUGUGCUGAGGAGGUCUAAUGUUUUCUCAUCUGUUUCUGCAAUAACUACAUCUGGCGAGGAUAAUGCAUCUAUUCCAUUAACAGAUUCUAAGGAAUCUGUCUACAUGUCUGUUCUUUUUGCAUUGGAGGCAGUUGUUGACAAGCUUGGUGGUUUUUUAAACCCGUAUCUUGGAGAUAUUCUAAAACUCGUAGUGUUGCAUCCCAAGUAUGCUUCUGGAUCAGAUCCAAAAUUAAAAUUUAAAGCUGAUGUAGUUCGAAAGCUUAUCACUGAGAAAGUCCCUGUUCGACUUUUGCUUCCACCACUGCUGAGUAUAUACUCCAAGGCUACCGAAUAUGGGGAUUCAAGUUUGUCAAUUGCUUUUGAAAUGUUGGGGAACUUGGUCCGAACAAUAGAUAGAUCAUCAAUUGCUGCUUAUCAUGCAAAAAUUUUCGACUUGUGUUUACUAGCACUUGAUCUUCGCCGUCAACAUCCUGUUUCAAUUAGGAGCAUUGACAUUGUUGAGAAAAGUGUUAUCAACACAAUGAUCUUUCUUACCAUGAAACUUACUGAGACAAUGUUCAAGCCUCUUUUCAUUAGGUGUAUUGAGUGGGCUGAGUCAAAUGUGGAUGAAAGUGAAAGUGUGGGAAGCACAAGUGUUGAUAGGGCAAUUACUUUCUAUGGCUUGGUAAAUAAGCUUGCUGAAAGCCAUCGAUCGUUGUUUGUUCCUUACUUCAAGUACUUGCUUGAUGGUUGUAUACGGCACCUGACUGGUGGUGAAGAUGCCAAAAUUGCUCUGCCACGUAAGAAGAAGAAGGCGAAACUUCAGGAAGUGAAAAGUAAUAAAAAUGAUGGAAAUGGUACAUUGACAUAUGACAUAUGGCAUCUUCGGGGUUUGGUUUUAUCAUCCUUGCAUAAAUGUUUUCUUUAUGAUACUGGAAGCCUGAAGUUUCUUGAUUCAUCAAAUUUUGAGGUCCUGUUGAAACCCAUUGUCUCGCAGCUAGUCGUAGAACCGCCAGCGUCUUUGGAAGAAUAUACAAGUAUACCAUCUAUAAAGGAAGUUGAUGAUUUGUUGGUUGUGUGUGUUGGUCAAAUGGCUGUUACAGCUGGCACUGACCUUCUCUGGAAGCCCCUGAACCAUGAGGUCUUGAUGCAAACUCGUAGCGAGAAGGUUCGAUCCCGUAUGCUAGGCCUGAGAAUUGUUAAGUACCUUGUGGAAAAUCUUAAAGAAGAAUAUUUGGUGUUCUUAGCUGAAACCAUCCCAUUCCUUGGUGAAUUGCUGGAAGAUGUUGAGCCUCCUGUCAAGUCGCUUGCACAAGAGAUACUCAAGGAAAUGGAAUCCAUGAGUGGUGAAAGCCUUCGGCAAUACUUCUGAUGUUGUACAUUAACCAUCUCUGUAUGCAAUGAUAAAUGUUGGAGAAAUGGCAACAAUAUACGUCUCUAUACCUAUUUUAUCACAUGUAAAUACGUGUUAACUUUUUUCAAGAUUAGUGUAGAUGAAUUCAAAGAGUUUUGAUACCAAAUUCAGAUUUUGGGGAGCAAAUUUUUGUAACCAGCGAUGCUGCCCUGAUAUUUGUCUCAACUGUCUACUGUUAUACGCAAGACAGGAAUUGAAGUUUGAUUUGUCUUUGCUAACUAUGGUUGGUUCCCUAAGUUCUUUAAUCCUCAUCGGAUUCA